AUGUGGCGCAAGUGCAUUUCUCGUCGCGCUGGCGUGGCCGCACCCGCCGUAAGCGUCCGCAGCAUUCUUCUUCGGGAUCUCCGAACCAGUGUGGAGAUCAGCAAAGGGGAAAUGAAAUACCCAGCGGUGCUGCUCUGGCGAUGGAAAAGUAACCGCCAAAAACAUCUUGUGCUCAGCGUGCAAGCUCCCGAUGGGACCGAGGGCGAGUCGUCGGCAGAGCCCAACUCAAAACUACUCCCUGUGUCAGCGCCUACCCCUGCAGAUUAUUUUUUUGGCCGUGUAUUUCUUAGGCCAUAUAACGUUGCACAGCUUUUGGCUGUGCUGGAGGGGAAGGCGCCGCAUGUGGAGUUAAUUAGAGAACAUGCGUCGCUGUAUCUUGGACCUGUCGCAAUCCCCUCCUCAGGUGACUCUGGGCACAGAUGCGCAAAGGGGGCAAAUGGGGCUUUAACCGCAUUGCCUUCGGCCUAUUCACUCGCUGGUAAGUUGACAGUGAAGGUGCAGACGAAUAAUCAGUCGGCGUCUGUGGACGAUGAGCUGCCUCAAGAUGAUGAUUAUGAAAAUGAUGAGGGCCGCGCGGGGGCGACGUACAAACUUGACGAUCGACGCAACUUUCGGGCAACUGUAAAGGGAGAGGAUCUGAUUUUUAUCAUGAAGCACCUUGACGCAGUGCUCGGCGAUAUGUUUGGCAUUGAGCACCAGUACCACUCAAGAGUGGCCUUGGAAAUCCUUCAGAAGCAUCGUCUAGGAGGCAUUCAAUCCUAUAACAGAAAUAAUGGUUCACAAUUGCAACCUGUGCCACGCUACAGGAGCGAAUCGCUUUACACAACAAAAGCGCAGACGUUAUCUGAGGAUUCAGCAACAACAACGCCGAUGGCGACACCAUCGUCAGUGGCAACAAAAACAACAAAGGGAGGCGAUAAUAGUGUUGGGGACUUGAGCUUUGCGGCUGCUUCCGGAUUGGCUGGUGUGGCUCUUGGUGCUGCUGCGACACCUCUUUUCAGCAAAGGGACCUCGGUGAUAGAACCUGAGGACGUGAAUGAAGACUCCGUGGAUCUGAGGGAAGUAGAAGAAGAGGUGGAUAUCCCGUACGAUAGCACACACUCCCCAGCUACCCCUGCCGCACUUUUUGUCGACCACGAUGAAAAGCAUGACGAUGAGGAGGAGGACUUUAAUGAAGAUAAAGCGGGUGAAUUAAAGGAAUUUGAGAAAGAAGACCCAGAGGAGGGUGCUGCCCAAGCAAAUGGGGAGCAUGGGAAAGACAAUGAGCAUGGCGAUGAGAACGAGAGUGAAGGUGAUGAUGUUGAUAACGACGAAGAAGACGAUGAAGACAAUGAUGACGACGACGACGACGAUGAAGACAAUGACGACGAGGACGAAGACAAUGACCACGAAGAUGAUGACGACGACGACGAUGAAGACAAUGACCACGAAGAUGAUGACGACGACGACGAUGAAGACAAUGACCACGAAGAUGAUGACGACGACGACGAUGAAGACAAUGACCACGACGACGAUGAUGAUGACGACGAUGAUGAAGACAAUGACCACGACGACGACGAUGAUGAAGACAAUGACCACGACGACGACGAUGAUGAAGACAAUGAUGAUCACGACGAUGAUGAUGAUGACGACGACGACGACGACGAUGAUGAUAAUUAA
Messenger RNA from Trypanosoma cruzi, 1659 nucleotides. RefSeq lists its product as uncharacterized. The record is from RefSeq and is a predicted model, not a curated record. Bases 1 to 1659 code for a protein of 552 amino acids. NCBI's taxonomy places the organism in Eukaryota, Euglenozoa, Kinetoplastea, Trypanosomatida, Trypanosomatidae. The transcript has a single exon.